GUCAAUGAUCUGUUUUUUUAUUUUGUGAAAUGUGCCAUACGAUGUUACUUAAAAUUGCAAUUUUUGUAGCUGUGAUACAUUGUUUGUCAGCCGAUAACAAAUGUGUACCCCGAAGUUUUGGCCACAGUAGCACGGUAUGUGUUUGCAACUCCGACAGCUGUCACAUGCUGGAAUCUAUAGAAACUUUACCGACCGGUAACUACGUAAAAUAUACAACAAACCAAGCAGGACUACGGUUUGUAAAGGAGAAGGGUGUAUUGGAGUCGAAAAUUAACAAUGCAGAAAAUCUUAUUGAAAUCGGAACUCAAACGUAUCAAGAAAUUGUUGGUUUCGGUGGUGCUUUUACAGAUGCGACUGGUAUUAAUAUUCGAUCUUUAAGUGAGGAUUUACAAGAUUUGAUUUUAAGGUCCUAUUUUUCGGAGGAGGGAAAUGAGUAUAGAUUAGGAAGAGUACCAAUAGGAGGUUCAGAUUUUUCCCUUAAUCCUUAUUCUUAUUGCGAUACAAAGGAUAAUCAAACCGAUCCUGAAUUUAAAAAUUUUAAACUAGCAAAUGAAGACUAUGAAUUUAAGCUUCCGUUUAUACACACAGCCAAAGAACUAUCAAACAACAAUCUUGAACUCAUUGCUUCUCUUUGGAUAGCCCCAGGUUGGAUGAAAACAGAUCCUGAAUUUACUGCUAGCUACUCUUUUAUUAAAAGUGAUAUGUACCAAGUGUAUGCUGACUACUAUAUUAAAUUUUUGGAUGCGUACAAAAACGAAAACGUCAGUUUCUGGGGAAUCACCACUGGUAACGAACCCAUGACAGCAUUUAUGCCCAAGCCGAUCCCAAGUGUCGGAUGGUUCCCAGAAAGUCAAGGUCGAUGGAUUAAGGAAAACUUUGGACCAACACUUAGAAACUCUGAGUACAAAGAUAUAAAAAUUAUUGGUCAUGACGACAGUACUCUUUUAGUACCUUUGAUACUAGAAUUGAUGUUUCACGAUGAGGAUGUGAAGCCAUAUAUAGACGGCAUUGGCUUACAUUGGUAUUGGGAUUUUCUUGUUGGUCAGGAGAGAGUAAAUGAAACACAUAAUGAAUAUCCAGAUAAAUUUAUAUUAAUUACCGAGGCUUGUAAUAGCUAUAUUCUUCAACACGUGUUUUUAGGAGAAUGGGAAGGAGCUGAACGUUAUGCAGGUGAUAUUAUCGAGAAUAUAAAUAACUGGGCCAGCGGCUGGAUCGAUUGGAAUAUGGCUUUAGACAUGGAAGGAGGCCCAACAUUUAUUAAAAACUAUGUAGACGCUCCUAUAAUUGUUAAUUCUACCGCAAAUGAGUUUUAUAAGCAACCUAGUUAUUAUGCAUUAAGUCACGUAUCCAAAUUUGCUCCAAAAGGUACAGUCCGUCUACAAGUUACCAGUGACAUCAGCGGUGUGGGAGUAACCGCACUUAUGAGACCAGAUGGAAGCGUUGCCGUUAUUAUAUUAAAUACGAAUUUUGAAGAAGUAGAAAUAACCAUAAGAGACACCAUUGGAGAUAUAAGUUUAAAAUUAACAGCAAAGUCAAUUACAUCAGUAGUAUAUUUAAGAUAAAACCAAUUCAUUUGUAAAACUUAUUUGAAUAUACAUAUUCCAAUCAU
Messenger RNA from Diabrotica balteata, 1609 nucleotides. The record is from the annotation of a GenBank genome assembly. Lineage: Eukaryota; Metazoa; Arthropoda; Insecta; Coleoptera; Chrysomelidae.